UACAAGGAAGUCAUCUUCGCCACACUUUGCAAAGUUAAAGUCUUAAGAGUAAGAGAGCUAGAAGUGAUCAUCUGUGUUUAGUAACCCUCUAAACGUUGCCACAACAUCCAGACAACGCAGUUAUCAGCAGCAGCAACAACAUGGCAGAGAAAACUACCUGUAUGGUCACUUGCCCUGCCUGUCCAGAGUGUCCAACAGUUGGCAUACAGGUGGCAAGUGAUAAUUCUACAUCUGACAUGUCUGACACUCGUAGCAGUGAAGAUGCUACCACCCCUGGACUGAACACAGCAACUCCAGACACAUUGCCAAAUCCAUGCUUCCAAUGUGAUUGUGAAAUGUGGAAGAGAAGUACCUUUUGUCUAGUGGUAGUAGUCAUCAUCCUGAUUAUUUUAGUGGUGGUGUUGGUCAGCCUUUUAUACAAGCAAAGAAAAGAUGGCAGACCUCAGAAACGUCAAGAUCCGGAAAAUGCCCCUUGUAACGGCCAAGAUGGAAUUCAUUAUAACAAAUCCAACGGGAAGGUUUCUACGGAAAAGUUUUUGAUAGACUCCAGUGGUAGUACCCCUGUGUUUUGUUCUGCUGUUUCUUCUCAAGAGCAACUGAAUGCAUCUUACAGCGGAGGCCCUUUAGUUUUCACGCACUUUUCUGUCCCACACAAUGAAUACAAUCUUGCCAAGGAAUCCAUGGCUGCCCUAAACGACUGUGAAGUGGAUGUCCACAACCCCCCAACCGGCACUGGCAAAGAAGCUGGUGUCACCGUUGCCACAGGGAGUGAUGUUGCCACACCAAAAAAGAGCCCAGCUAGCGAGCCACCCAAAAGUUUGAAGGUGAACACCAAACCGUUGCUGAAGAGGGAUUACAAUGUCAGUGAAGGCACGCCAAGUACCCAGCCCUUGCUGGCCACCAGCACACAGCCUGGGGACACUGUGGCAAGUGACACGGUGACGAGCAUUUCUGGUCACAUUGGAAACAAUGUUGAGUCCUUGCAAAACACCCCGCCAGGCAGCACUUCACUACACGAGGCACCUACUGCACCAUACAGGGAAAGUCCACCAACUUCACCUUCCUGCAGUGCAUUUGAGAAAUCAGAAGGCCAGUGUGGAACAACAUCCCACUGUAACGAAUGGCACGCUGACUUUGUCAAGGACAAUAUCAAUGUCACAAACCACACAGACUUCUUUGCCAAGCUUGGCUUGAGCAAAACAAAAUAUGAGGUAACGAAGUACGACCACAGGCAUGAGGGAAUACAGGAGCAGAUCAGGCACGUCAUCAUCAAUGACUUCAUCGGAAAAGAGGACAACCCGUCCAUCUACAGGUUGCUUUCUGCAUUAGAUGCAAGUGGUAACAAACAUGUCUCCAGGAUGUUCCGGGAAAAAUUCAAUGUUACCAGCAGUGCAGGUUCUUAACCUCAUCACAAGGUUGGAGUGCUGUAGCUGAGUCCGUAAGUUAGGCACAAGUAACAUGGAUGUAGUGACAAGGGAACACUUUUUUUCACAUGGACUUAUGAUGGACUAGCUAGCUGGUGACGAUUUGUGAUGGACUCGACAACACUAUUAUUAUUAUUAUUAUUAUUAUUAUUAAUCAUUUCUGGUAAUGAAACCAAGGAUUCCCCAAAAGCGCCCUAGGCACUGUAGCUCGCAAGCCUGAAGAAACCUGUGGAGAGAAGACAAUGAGAAGAAGUUACAGUUUUGGUGUUUUUUGUACCCUUUUCUUAAACCAUUCAGCUUCCAAUGAACAUCUCUGUGAUAGAAAAUUGGUGCAGAAUCGAAUUGAGAUGGUUUCCAGGUUACUUGGGACUUGUAAAACUGAUUUGUUGUGCCUUGAGAAGUUUAUUAAAGAGCCGGCGUUCAGUGCUGGAAUGUGGUAUCCAUGCAUGUCCUUUGCAGUGCAGUGUGCACAGCCAUGGGGACAGCUGAGAGUGUGGUAGAGACUCCCUCCUCAAGAAAUACUGUAACGAGGAACCGUUAAAACUGGCUGGCAUUUUUAACUUGGCAAAAGCUGUGCAAAGCACAGGCAUCGUGCAGGAACUGUUGAAGGCGCUGGUUAGUGUGGGAAAAAAUUGAAGUACAUGUACAUCUACCAGUGCAUCACUUCAGUUCAAAUGCAGCACGAGUCAAGUCAAGUGCAGUGACAGUGUUAUUGUACUUGUACUCGGUAGUUGUACUUGUGUACAACUGAGGGGCCGUGUCGUAAGUCCAAAGCCUCAUAAGUCCGAAGUCUCAUAAGUCUGAAAUUUUGGAAUGAUGAGGUGUCGGAUUUAUGAAAUUUCAGAAUUAUGAGGUGUCGGAUUUAUGAGGCCUCAGACUUAUGAAUUCCGCCUCAUAGUGCCAACGCCUCAUAGGUCCGACGCCUCAUAAAUCUGACAUCAGACAAACGAGGCGCCGGACAAACAUGUAUGAGUUGUAUUCAUCCGCUUCUGUGUUGUAUUCAUCAACUCAUUUAUUCGUACAGCCACCACUGCCACAUGACACAGUGCUUAAUAUCAAUAUUUUGUCCGUGGGCGGAGAUUGAGCAAUUUGAUUCCUGCAAAAGUGUUUCAUUUUGAAAGAGUAACAAAACUGCCCAGCAAAACUGUUUGGCGGCAAAUCAACUUGAUGUACAUGCUGUUCGAUAUAUGCAAGCUUGAUAGAUGCAGUACGGUACCUUGACUUAAUGAUACAACAUUUAAAACAUUUAGCAAAACCUUCGUGGCUCGCUUGAAAUGCUUACAUUUAGCCAAAUGCUCAAACAUUCAGCCACCACUGAACAAAGGCUACAUGUACCUGCCUUAUAAAGUACAUGUGAGCCUUAUUGUGUAUGAGAGGCAUGAAACAUCAGUCUUACGAUAGCUGAGCAGCAUGAUAAGGGUUCAAAACGUUCAAGGUUUCAUUGACAUGAAAAUGGUUGGGAAUAUUUGUGAACAACACAUGUACAUGUAAGUACAUGUACAAAAUGUAUGAGUGUUUUUGAGCAUCUGAAGUACCGUACUUAAGUUUAGUUUCUGUGUUCGUUCAAAGCUUAUCUGAAUGACUUUUUCACUUGUUUAUUGUGUUUAUGAGGAAUUUCCACUUUCUGGAUUAAAAAUGUUCACCCGUUGAUAACACACAAGAAUAUUGGCAUAGUAGCCUAUAUAUGGAACAAUUUUCUUGAGAAUGUUGUAAAAAAAUAAACUAGUCCUCUUUAUGUUUGUGAGAGGAACAUACCUGAGACUACAUGUACAAUGUAGCUAAAAAUUAAGAUUGUUUUUUUUUUUUCAUUUUUAUGUUGUUUACAUCUUAUCAAGUAUAAAGAGUGAUGUGUACAUAAUAUGUAUGUCCCAUUUGUAUAUACUCAGAAACUGCAAUUAACUAAAAUAGCCUGAAAUAAAAGUAGCAUACAUUGUAGUUACAUUUGUAACUUAUUUGUUU
This is a messenger RNA of Patiria miniata (bat star), 3383 nucleotides long. RefSeq lists its product as uncharacterized. The record is from RefSeq and is a predicted model, not a curated record. The transcript has 5 exons. NCBI's taxonomy places the organism in Eukaryota, Metazoa, Echinodermata, Asteroidea, Valvatida, Asterinidae. Bases 141 to 1403 code for a protein of 420 amino acids.